ACAAGAAAAGAAUACUGGAAUAGGACAGAAACAAGAAGAAUAUGUCAUGGUUUCUCAGUGUGUCUUCCAAGGUCUAACUCUAAGCCAUCAAAACAAAAUCUAUUCUGAAACCACAAGCAGCUGCUGUCGGGUGGGUGGGUCAUAACCCUCACCCGUAGCUCAUACCCGAGAACCCACCGCCAUGCGUCUCGUUGUACCUCUCCAAGGUGUUGCCCAAGGAAGAGGAGGCCUACUCCUCGGCUCUGUGAUCCCAUGCGCCCUCUUUUGCUUCCUCCAACUCUACUUCAAACGACGUCGUUCUCCCUCCGACCCUCCUCCUCCUUCCACUUCCUCAUCCAACCAGCCGGGGAUGACUAGACAUUCUUCACUCUCCAAUUUGCUUUCACGCGGACCGCUUCGGAUAUCAUCCCUCGCCACUUCCAUUGCUAAACCCGACGACUCCCCUUAUUAUAUGGGGUUGGAUAAGGCCUCGGAGGAUCCCUACAACAGAAUUGCUAACCCUGAUGGGGUUAUCCAGCUCGGCUUGUCCGAGAAUAGGUUGUGUUUUGAUUUAAUUGAGAAAUGGACGUCGGAGAACUUGAGGGAUUGGGUAAUGGGAAGAGAAGGGGGCGAUUUGAGCAUUAGCGGGAUUGCCACUUACCAGCCUUAUGAUGGUACAAUGAAACUCAAAAUGGCUAUGGCAGGUUUUAUGUCUCGUGUUAUAGGAAGAGAUGUGUCAUAUGAACCAUCGCAGAUGGUUUUAACUUCUGGUGUGACUCCUGCAAUUGAGACGUUAUGCUUCUGCUUGGCAGAUCAUGGGAAUGCGUUUCUUGUUCCCACACCUUACUAUCCUAGCUUUGACAGGGACAUGAAAUGGAGAACAGGAGUGGAGCUAAUACCAGUUCAUUGUCGGAGCAAAGACGAUUUCGUGUUAAGUAUCAGUGCGCUUGAUCAAGCAUUCAAUCAAACAAGAAAGCGAGAAACAAAAAUUCGGGGAAUUCUCCUUUCAAACCCCGCAAAUCCUGUUGGCAAUCUACUUUCUCGGGAGAUGCUUGAAGCUCUUUUGAAGUUUGCCGAAGAAAAGAACAUCCAUAUCAUAUCAGAUGAAAUCUUUGCAGGGUCUAUUUACGAGGAGAAAGAGUUUGUCAGCAUUGCUGAAGUUGUUGGUUCUGAGGAUGUUGAUAAGAACCGGGUUCAUAUUGUUUAUGGGCUAUCAAAGGACCUCUUUCUUCCGGGAGUUAGGGUUGGAAUGAUCUAUUCUUUUAAUGAGAACGUUUUGGCUGCUGCUAGAAAGUUAACUAGGUUUUCUUCUGUUUCUGCUCCGACCCAAAGACUACUAGUUUCAAUGCUUUCAGAUACAAGAUUCAUUGUGGAAUAUAUUCAGACCAAUAAAAAGAGGAUACAGGAUAUGCGUGAUCUAUUUGUGGCUGGUCUGGAAGAAUUAGGUAUUAAAUGUACAGAUAGCAGAAGUAGCUUGUAUUGUUGGGCUGAUAUGAGAAAUUUAAUCCCCACUUAUGGUGAGAAAGGGGAACUUGAGCUAUGGGAAAAGCUAUUAAAUGUGGGUAAGAUUAAUUUAACACCUGGUUCAGCUUGCCACUGCAUAGAACCAGGAUGGUUCCGGUGUUGUUUCACAACCUUAGAUAAGGAGGAUGUUCAUGUAGUCAUGGAACGGAUUCGAAAAGUCGUUGGUAGUCGUACAUCAUGCGGUUGAAAUUUCAUUCUGUCAUGCUCAGAUGGACAGUUUCUAAGUUGGAUUUUGAACAUGGAACAGCAGCUUAAUUAAGACGUUACAUUGGAGGCUUGUAAAAUCAUUUGGAAUGAUUUUCAGGGUACUCUCUUCUUGGCCUGGUUCUACAAGGAUUUUGGUCUUGGUUGGGGAACUACUUCAUUUACAUUGCAAUCCUUGAAUCAAAUUUAUGGUUGUUCCAAAGGCAAAGAUACAGUAGCAUCAAGGAGGUCUUUCCUUGAGAAAUUCCUAUCACACAUUCAGCCAGGCAGAGAGUGGAUGGAAUAGCAUGGUAGAUAGGUGAUAAUGUUGGUUUUUUUUUUUUGGACAAAAGAAAUAGAAAGAAGAUUAUUUGAAAAUUACGUAAGGAAGAGGAGUUGGAGGAUGAAUUUUGUCUACUGAAAAUAAUUUCUGUAAAAUGAUUUAAUUUUUUGGAAAAGCAAAUAUUUUUUGGUGUUUGAAUGAA
Molecule: messenger RNA, 2171 nt
Organism: Gossypium arboreum
Lineage: Eukaryota; Viridiplantae; Streptophyta; Magnoliopsida; Malvales; Malvaceae
Product: probable aminotransferase ACS12
Exons: 4
Coding region: 182-1690 (502 amino acids)
Biological process (GO): biosynthetic process; amino acid metabolic process
Molecular function (GO): pyridoxal phosphate binding; aromatic-amino-acid:2-oxoglutarate transaminase activity; L-aspartate:2-oxoglutarate transaminase activity
Source: RefSeq, a predicted model, not a curated record